Danio aesculapii is the source of this 3743-nucleotide messenger RNA. It is a transcript of the gene tmx4, whose product is annotated as thioredoxin-related transmembrane protein 4. The coding region runs from base 28 to 894 and encodes 288 amino acids. The record is from RefSeq and is a predicted model, not a curated record. The transcript has 8 exons. Lineage: Eukaryota; Metazoa; Chordata; Actinopteri; Cypriniformes; Danionidae.
UGCUGUAUUUCCUGCUUGUGUUGAAUCAUGUGCUCCUGCAAUAUGGCGGGGCUGACUCGCGCCGACAUGCAGAAAUAUGGCAGGGGUUUUCUGUGGAUCUCCGCGCUGUUUCUGGCGCUCGCGGGUCGAGGAGACGCUCAGGCGGACGCCGGUAAUGUGCUGACGGUGGCAGAUGCCAACUGGACGCUGAUUCUGCAGGGCGAGUGGAUGAUCAAAUUUUAUGCCCCUUGGUGCCCUGCUUGCCAACAUUUACAAGCAGACUGGGAGGAUCUGGGAAGACAAAGUGACAGUCUGGGCAUUUCUGUGGGCAGGGUUGAUGUUACACAACAACCAGGUCUGAGUGGGAGGUUUCUGGUUACAACACUGCCGACUAUAUUUCACGCUAAAAAUGGAAAUUUCCGCAAGUAUGUUUCAUCGCGGACUAUAGAGGAUAUCCAAGCAUAUGUUGUGCACAGAAAGUGGGCGACGGUUGAGCCGGUGCCAGGAUGGAAGUCACCAUCAUCUCUCCUAAUGUCAGGAAUGGCUCAUCUGUUUCGACUCUCUGUGUGGAUCAGACAAAUCCACACGUACCUGACGAACACCCUCGGCAUCCCAUCCUGGGGUUCAUACGUGAUUUUCGCCAUCAUCACGCUCUUCAUGGGUCUGGUGCUCGGCCUGAUGCUGGUUUUGAUCGCUGACUGUAUUUGGCCGUCCAGACCCAAGCGCAGAGAAGACAAAACAGAAGUAACACUAAAGGAGGAGGUGUCAGAGGAGGAGGAGGAGGAGGAAGAGAAACCGGAUCUGGAGAGCGAGAGAGUGUCUGAAGAAUCGACUGAGGAAGAAACAGCAGAUGCAGAUGCAGAGACAUCAGUGAGACGCAGAGUGCAGAACAAGAGCACUACUGAGGGAACAUAACCAGUGCAAACCAUAGGAGGCAGUUUGGGACCAAACACACUCAAACAAUUGCGCAUACAAAUAUAUGUUUGCUCAUAUGAAACAUAUCUGGACAGUCUGCAAAUAUACACUUUACUUUUGUACAGUUUUUCCACAGUAUUUCCUAUAAUAUUUUUUCUUCUGGAGAAAGUCUUCUUUGUUUUAUUUUGGCUUAAAUAAAAGCGGUUUUAUUUUUUAAAAAACAUUUUAAGGUCAAUAUUAUUAGCCCCCUUAAGCAACAUUUGCUUUGGAUAGUCUACAGAACAAACCACUGUUAUACAAUGACUUGCAUAAUUACCCUAACCCGCCUAAUUAACCUAGUUAAGCCUUUAAAUGUCACUUUAAGCUGAAUACUAGUAUCUUAAACAAGUCAAAUAUUAUGUUAUCAUGGCAAAUAUAAAAGAAACCAGUAAUUAGAAAUGAGCUAUUAAAACUAUUAUGUUUAGAAAUGAAAUUGCAGGAAAAAUAUAGAGGAGGGCUAAUAAUUCUGACUUUAACUGUUUAUAGAUGAGCAAACAGAGAUUGGCGUAUUUCUUCUAAAGUGUUUUAGUCCCACUUAAGGAUGCUCCAGAUAUGUUUCGUAUAUGAGCAAAUAUAUAUUCAACACAGGCUCUUUGUGAAAAUGUAGCCCUUUAUUCAUUUCUAGAGAGAGCAAUUUAUAUAGGCAGAGGCACAUAUGGCUGCAUUUCAUCUUUAAAACAAAUGUUAAAGGGCAGUAUGACGCCAUCGAUGGCUUCCAGCUGACUGUUUACCUUUGUGUGGAUGGCUUUUCCGUUGUUACCAGUUUGCCUAGUGGUUUGCUGCGUAAAUCGGCGGAUUUGAGAUGCAAAAAGGAGUUGACUGCGGAAACGGGGUUCCAGAACAGUUCAAGAAACCAGGUAAAACUAAAACAAAGCCAAAAAAUAAAGUAAAUAACAGGGUGAAAAUGUGGUAAGAUCCGAAAACGUGGUAAACAUCAAGCGAGGGCUUUUCUUUUUCUGGAUUGAUUUUGAAAACACUGUUGUUUGGGUUUAGGGAAGGGGGUGGGUGGGGUAUCUGUCGGUCGUUCAGUUAGUCGACAGCGGCCUCUGGUGGAUUUAUGCGAGAACAGCAGGCGAAAUUGGCACUGGCGAGAGAAAUUUGACUACUAAAAAAAAAAAAAAAAAAAAAGCGUACACAGCGGCCUCUGGUGGAUUCAACAAAAACUGCAAAAAAAAAAAGCACCCCCGAGGACGUAUUUGGCGCUCUCCAGGAAUGUAUACCGGGGUACAUAAUAAUAAUAAGCCUGGGUUGCAUAUAUUUGUACGCGCAAAUGUUUCAGCGUGUGGUUCCAAAUGGCUUCCCAUAGCAAACAGCACCAAAAACAACUGCAAUCCACGCCAUAUCCGUAAGAUAUGCAAAGCAGCGGCUGCCAACUGCUCAUUUCUGCACACACACAUCACGGUUUGAGCUUCUCUCCGCUUUUAUUCACUUACUGCAGUUUUUAAGAGUAGUUGCUUCAAUUUAUGAUGCCAAAUUUUGAUGGAUGUUCUCUUGUAAACACCAAAAAUAAGCAUAAGCAUAAAUUGAAAUUUUUUUAAUGCAUUAGGAUAAAACAAUAUGUUUACAUGUAAUGUAUUUGGACAGGGGUGCCCAAACUCGGUCCUGGAGGGCCGGUGUCCUGCAAAGCUUAGUUUUAACCCCAAUCACACACACCUAGACUAGCUAAUCAAGCUCUUACUAGGCUUUCUAGAAACAUCCGUGCAGGUGUGUUGAGGCAAGUUGGAGCUAAAUCUGCAGGACACUGGCCAUCCAGGAGCAAGUUUGGGCACCCCUUUAUUAGGAUGAACCUAAAACAGGGGUCACCAAUCUCGGUCCAGGAGGGCCGGUGUCCCUGCAGGGUUUAGCUCCAACUUGCCUCAACACACCUGCCUUGGUGUUUCUAGCAUACCUAGUAAGACCUUGAUUAGCUUGUUCAGGUGUGUUUGAUUAGGGUUGGAGCUAAAAUCUGCAGGACACCGGCCCUCCAGGAACAAGUUUGGUGACCCCUGACCUAAAAGAAAAACAAAAUCUGGCUCAUAUUUCACCUCAAAUGGAAUUUUUUUUUUUUGUAUUUGUUGAUUGAUGAUGAUUAGGCACAGUGUUUUUAAACUGCAGUGUUUAUACUUAAUGGUAGUAUUUGUUAUGCUGCCUUUAUACACGUUUGUAAUAAGUAUUUUAUACAUUAUACAAUUAUAAUUCAAAAUGUAUAUGAUUAAAUAAUUGUAAUUUUAUAGUUUUGCAUAUCCAUCAGUUUUAUGCUGUAAUAAAUUACAGAAAUAUGAACAGAAAUCCUGAAAAUUGUAUAAUGCAAAUAUUAUAAUGAGAAUCUUAAAAGAAAUGUGUAUAAUCAUCAUUAAUGUCACAAUGAAUCUUUCUUCCAAGAUAAAAGUAUUUAAGAACGUUUGUAUUUACAUAAUAUAUACAUGUGUACUCUGUAUAUUUAUGUAUAUAUGUGUAAAUACACACAAGUACUGUACAUAAGAUACGAAAAUAUACACAAUUAAUAUUUUUGCAUUUAUAUUUCUAUAUAAUUUGUAUUUAUAUAUAAUUUGUAAGGCCAGUUUGCAUGUUCUCCCCUGCGUUCACGUGGGUUUCCCCCGGGUGCUCCGGUUUCCCCCACAGUCCAAAGAUAUGCCGUACAGGUGAAUUGGGUAAACUAAAUUGUCCGUACUGUAUGUGUGUGUGUGUGUGAAUGAGUGUGUAUGGGUUUCCCAGUGAUGGGUUGCGGCUGGAAGGGCAUCUGCUGCGUAAAACGCGCUGGAUAAGUUGGUGGUUGAUUCCACUGUGGCGACCCCAGAUUGAUGAAGGAACUAAGCCGAAAAGAAAAUGAA